AUGGCAAUGGAGACUAGAGCCACGAGAAAAUCCCUCUACCGCUACGAUCCCUCGAUAGCAGUGGCCAUUGUCGCUGCUGUUCUUUACGGCAUCGCUUUUAUUUUAACUUUCAUCCGAUGGAUCCGAUACAAGUCGUGGGUGUGGGUGGUUAUGGUCGUGGCUUCUGCAAUGGAGGCAGUUGGCUACAUCGGCCGAUGCGUUUCCAUUCAGGAUCUGACAGAUAGGCCCGUCUACAUCCUCCAGUUCUCUCUCGUCAUCCUGGCCCCAGUCCUUAUGGCAGCCUGCUGCUAUAUUGUAUUCAGCCGCAUCCUAUUUCUGAUUGUUCCCCGCGAGGAACGCACUUUUCGACUCUGCUGGGUGCCUCCGCGAUGGAUUACUCCGCUGUUUGUUGGAUUUGACGUUAUUGCACUCUUUCUCCAACUGGUUGGAGCUGUGAUUAUCUCUUCCGUCAAUAUCGAUGAUGCGGAUGCGGAGAGUAAGCUCAAUCGGGGCAAACACAUUGCCCAGGCGGGUGUCGUUAUUCAACUGUCGGCGUUUGGUCUUUUCUCGGUGGCUGCCGUUCGCUUCAACUUUACCUCCAAGCGGUUCUCAAAAAACAUUCAUGAGCGCUAUGAAAGCUUUGGAGAGAAAGAUUAUGUGAUUGAUGGGGUUUUGAAGAACAAGCAUUGGCCGGCCUUGUUGCGGGUUGUGAAUCUCACCACCAUCUUGAUUUUGAUCCGAUCAAUCUAUCGUCUUGUCGAGUUCACUGAGGGUGUGACAGGAUACGUUAAUACUCACGAGUGGACGCUGUACGUCUUUGAUGCUUUGGUGAUUUACCCCUGCGUCGCCCUUUUCAUCUAUUGGCACCCAGGGAGGUAUUUGCCUUAUUUGGGAUUCCGGCUUCCUAAGCACGCGCGCUAG
This is a messenger RNA of Penicillium cinerascens, 900 nucleotides long. RefSeq names its product RTA1 domain-containing protein. The transcript is spliced from 3 exons. Bases 1 to 900 code for a protein of 299 amino acids. The record is from RefSeq and is a predicted model, not a curated record. Gene Ontology annotation, cellular component: membrane. NCBI's taxonomy places the organism in Eukaryota, Fungi, Ascomycota, Eurotiomycetes, Eurotiales, Aspergillaceae.